AUGGCGAUCUUGGAUUUUUUCUCUACGGGUAAAAUGCUUCGUCAGCUCAAUCACACUCUUAUUGCUCUCAUCCCAAAGACGGCUACGCCAGCUAGUGUUACGGAUUAUCGGCCGAUUGCUUGUUGUAACGUGCUUUAUAAAUGCAUUAGUAAGAUUAUUGCUGAUCGCAUUAAAAUGGCGCUAGAUGGGAUUGUUCGUGUGAAUCAAUCCUCUUUUGUUCCAGGAACUCGGGCCCCCCCUAGAUGUGCUUUCAAAGUGGAUAUCCAGAAAGCGUAUGACACGGUUGACUCUAAAUUCUUAAAGGAUAUUCUGCUAGGGUUUGGUUUCAAUGCUCGGAUGGUGGAUUGGAUUAUGAUUUGUGUGGGUACGCCGUCGUUCUCAGUGUGUAUUAAUGGCAAUGUGCAUGGUUACUUUAGAGGUAAGAGUGGGUUAAGGCAAGGAGAUCCGUUAUCCCCUUACCUCUUCACGCUGGUUAUGGAAGUUCUGACAACCAUUUUGAAACGCGAGACAUCUCUUGAUUCUUCAUUCAGAUUUCAUAAAAGGUGUGAACGUCAGCGAAUUAUUAAUCUGUGUUUUGCAGAUUACUUGUUCAUUUUUGCUAGAGGGGAUUUGGAUUCAGCCAAGUGCAUUAUGCUUUCGCUAUCUAAGUUUACUAAAAUGUCAGGUUUGAUUCCUAGUAUUCAGAAGAGUACGGUUUUCUUUUGCAAUGUAGCUAGUAAUGUAAAGAAUGCGAUUCUGAAUGUGCUGCCGUUUGUGGAGGGUUCGUUACCGGUUAAAUAUUUGGGUGUCCCCUUAGUAUCCACGAGACUUCUGUACAAGGAUUGUAGUAUCCUUGUGGAGAGAUUGGAGAAGCGUAUUAUGAAUUGGCGGAAUAAAAUGCUGUCAUUCGCAGGGAGAUUACAGUUAGUUCUGUUAGUUCUUUCCUCGAUGCACAUUUAUUGGGCUUCCGUUUUUAUUUUGCCAACUCGGGUGAUUCACGAUUUGGAGGCGAGAAUGAGGAAUUUUUUAUGGACUCAGGAUGUUUCGUUCCAAAGAGGGAAGGCUAAGGUUUCAUGGAAAUCUGUUUGUCUUCCUAAAUUUGAAGGUGGGCAGGGUAUUAGACGGAUUGGAGAUGUCAACAAGGCUCUUAUGGCAACUCAUAUUUGGAGCAUUCUCACUAAACGUAAGUCGCUUUGGGUUGACUGGGUGUAUGAUUACAGGUUGAAAGGCAAGAGUUUUUGGGUAUGUAAAAUGCCUGCUAAUUGUAGCUGGAGUUGGCGAAAGCUCCUUCAGCUAAGGCCUUUGAUGCGGGAUCAUUUCAGGGUUCAAAUCGGGGAUGGGAGAAUGACUUCAGCCUGGUAUGAUUCGUGGUCCGAUGUGGGGCCGCUGGGCAAUUUCAUUUCUCCUAGGAGAAUAACAAAUGCAGGGUUUCGUUUGGAGGACUCAGUUGCGGACGUUUAUGAUAAUGGGGAGUGGCUAUGGCCAGCCGCGUGGCGGGAUAUCCUUCCGGUCCUUAUACAACUUGAUCCGAUCCAGUUAAGUCCUAAUAAAAGAGAUACAAUCAAAUGGAAGGAUGGGAAUACGAUGUUGGAGGUAUCUGCUUCGAAUAUGUGGCAAACGGUUCGACAUAAUGAAGCGGAAGUGGAUUGGAGCAAGUUAGUUUGGUGUGCUAAAUGUAUUCCUAGGCAUGCGUUUCUCAUGUGGCUGAUUAUGAGGAAGAAAUUGCUAACCCAAGACAUUAUUCUACAGUGGGAUUUAUCUCGCAGGAAGAAUAUGAAUAUGAUGUGUUGCUUGCUUUGUUAUGAGAAUCAUGAUUCUCACAAUCACUUAUUUUUUGAGUGCAAGUGCUCAUCGAAAAUAUGGAGUACGGUUAGGCAAAAAGUAGGAAUGGAAGAUGUUGAUCCAAAGUGGGAUGAUGUGGUGGGAUGGCUUUUAAUGCGUGUUAACUCCAAAGCGGCCGGUAUGUAUGUCAGCAGGAUUUUAGUAGCGGCUACUGCUUAUUUUAUUUGGCAAGAAAGAAACUCUAGAUUAUUCAAGAAUCAUUUAAGACCUCCAGAGCAAUUGUGUCAAGUAAUAUUGGAUACGGUUCGGUAUAAACUCAUGGGAGUUCGGUUGAAGAGAACUGAUAGAGUGGCAAGGCUGUUGCAGGAUUGGGAUAUUCGUGAUGAUGGAUUCGAAGGUGGCUGA
This is a messenger RNA of Helianthus annuus (common sunflower), 2166 nucleotides long. RefSeq lists its product as uncharacterized. Lineage: Eukaryota; Viridiplantae; Streptophyta; Magnoliopsida; Asterales; Asteraceae. The coding region runs from base 1 to 2166 and encodes 721 amino acids. The transcript is spliced from 2 exons. The record is from RefSeq and is a predicted model, not a curated record.